AAUCCUUCCUGCAGCUGCCAGGCAACAGCGAAAGGAGGGGAAAACCCUGCUCUGUCCCCACACACCCGGAGCUCCAGGUUCGGGCUCUGCUGCUUCACAGUGCAGCUCAGUGUUAUCACUAGAAAUAUGGAUACUGAGAAGAGAACACAGCACUGCAUUGUCCAGCCAGGAAAACAGCAGAUGUAAAAAGCUUCAAUGCAUCAACUGUCGGAAAGAGUCAACAGUGCUCCAAAUAGAACGGCCAGCUCCGGCUCUUUUGUUUAACAAAGGAGAGAGAAAAUGAAAGAAAGGGAAAAUCUCAGAAGACGCGGACCCAUAUGAACCAGGAGGAUAACUGGAAGACACACAGACAGAUGGACACUGGACACUGGAAAGCGACCGUGGCUGGGGGAUGUGCGCAUGUUCCAUAGCAUCUUUCUGCCAAAAGUGUGUUCAGUGGCAUAAUCCUCUCCACACAAACGGCCUGACCAAGGAAGAAUGACUGCCAGGGACACGUGGCUGAACUGAAAACAGAUGACAAAGAGCAGCACUGACUCAGGAGAAAAGCAGUAUUUGGGGCCACCGAUACCUCACACACCAUUACUGGGUUAUUUACAACAUGCUUCAGUGGAGAAGACGGCACUGCUGCUUUGCAAAGAUGACCUGGAAUGCUAAGAGGUCUCUGUUCCGAACCCAUCUUAUCGGGGUGCUUUCCCUGGUGUUUCUUUUUGCUAUGUUUUUGUUUUUCAGCCAUCAUGACUGGCUGCCAGGGAGAGCUGGAUUCAAAGAAAAUCCUGUGACAUACAGUUUUCGAGGAUUUCGUGCCACCAAGAGUGAGACAAACCACAGCUCUCUUCGAAACAUUUGGAAAGAAACAGUCCCUCAGACUCUGAGACCCCAAACUGUAACGAACUCCAAUGACACAGACCAGACACCACAAGGAGUUACAGGACUGGAGAACACACUCAGUGCCAAUGGGAGUAUUUACACUGAAAAGGGUACUAGGCAUCCAAAUGCUUAUCACUUCAAAUAUAUCAUCAAUGAGCCUGAAAAAUGCCAGGACAAAAGUCCUUUCCUAAUACUGCUAAUAGCUGCAGAACCUGGACAAAUAGAAGCUAGAAGAGCGAUUCGGCACACUUGGGGAAAUGAAAGUCUAGCACCUGGUAUCCAAAUAACACGGAUUUUUUUGUUGGGCCUAAGCAUUAAGCUAAACAACUACAUUCAACAUGCAAUAUUGGAAGAAAGCAGACAGUAUCAUGAUAUAAUUCAACAGGAAUACUUAGACACAUACUACAACUUGACUAUUAAAACAUUAAUGGGCAUGAACUGGGUUGCAACAUACUGUCCACAUAUUCCUUAUGUCAUGAAAACUGACAGUGACAUGUUUGUCAACACUGAAUACUUGAUCCACAAGUUGCUGAAGCCAGACCUGCCUCCACGGCACAACUAUUUCACUGGGUACCUCAUGAGAGGCUAUGCGCCCAAUAGAAACAAGGACAGCAAGUGGUACAUGCCACCAGACCUCUACCCAAGUGAGCGCUAUCCUGUCUUCUGUUCCGGAACUGGUUAUGUUUUUUCUGGAGAUCUAGCAGAAAAGAUAUUUAAAGUUUCUUUAGGUAUCCGUCGUUUGCAUCUGGAAGACGUAUAUGUAGGGAUCUGUCUGGCUAAGUUAAGAAUUGAUCCUGUGCCCCCGCCCAAUGAGUUUGUGUUCAAUCACUGGCGAGUUUCUUAUUCAAGCUGUAAAUACAGCCACCUAAUUACCUCUCAUCAGUUCCAGCCUAGUGAACUGAUAAAAUACUGGAAUCAUUUACAACAAAAUAAGCACAAUGCCUGUGCCAAUGCAGCAAAGGAGAAAGCAGGCAGGUAUCGCCACCGUAAAUUACACUAAAAAAGAAGAUUGUUGGCUCAAGUGUACAAUCUGUAAAUAGUGUUAAAAAAGCAUGUAUAGUAAAAAAAAAAAAUCGAUGACAUCUAUAGGACAAGUUUUAGUUAACAAUUCACCACAUAAAAGAAUGAUUUUAUUUCUGAAGGUAAUUCUUAAUACUGCAAUGUUAUAUGAUUUUUAAGUACCCCAAAAGAAUCUAUUUUAAAAAAUGUAUAAGGGGAUUAUGUGUAUUAACAUGCAAUAACAAGCAUGCAUCAUACAUCAAUGGGUCAAGUCUUAUAUUGGGGCCAAUAAAAUGUAUCUGCAUACAUUUUCCAUAAAAGUUUUCAUUUGAAAAAAUGAAAGAAGUCAAAAGACUUCAUUUUAGAUUUGACUUCUCAUCUGAAUAUAAAAACUAAAUGUAAAUAAAACACUAUUAUCAAUUUUAAGGAAACUUUGUAAUUGUGUAAAGGACAAAUUUUCAGACCUAUAAUAGAGUUCUAAAGACUACAUUCAUGAAUUAAGAUUUAGUUGAGUUAUUCCAUAAACUCAUUCAGAAAGUUCAGCUGUUUUAUCAAUGCAGUUCUCAUCUAAGGAUUUACUUUUUUAAAGUAAUUGAGAUACUCAAUUUAAUAUACAUUUUGGGAAAGUUAUUUUGACAUAACAUGAUUAAAUGUGAAAAAGUCUCAGGCUCAAGUUUUUAUUUUGAAAAGUUAUUAAAUGCUUCAAAACAGGUAAAUUUUCUUUGAUUGGUAUUAAGAGCCAUUCUAGUAAUUCAAUGCUAUUUGAUUAGAUUGAAUGCUGCACUCUUCAAGUAUACCACUAUUUAACUUCAACUCCACCUGAUGUUUGUAAAACCCAAUCAUGUUCCUCAAACAGGAGAACAUAAUCACUUAAAAGGCAUCAAGAAGAUGCACUGUUGAAGAAAGAAUGCAAUAGCAGUUUCAUGCAAUACAUUUUGACACAUCUAAUAAACUGCAACAUGCAGGAAAGCUUCUUCACUGGCAACAGGUGUGCAGGUGCCGUACUUAUUUUAUGGCACCUAUUUCUGAGUCCCAAGUUUACAAGCCUACAGUUCUUAAUUUGGUAGAUGACAAAUAUUCUACAUCACCAAUUAAAAACUUCCAGGGAAGGUUAGGGAGAAGAGUUAAAAAUGUUUGAUGAGCACUUGAUUCUUGGAAGAGCAAUGUAUACAAUGCACUUUUAUCAAGUUUUUAAUAAAAAGGUUAAACAGAAGAGCCUUCAUUGAGUGUCAUGAUACAAAUAUUUUCACAAUUUGUUUGGCUGCAUUAUGAAUUUUACA
Molecule: messenger RNA, 3146 nt
Organism: Dipodomys ordii (Ord's kangaroo rat)
Lineage: Eukaryota; Metazoa; Chordata; Mammalia; Rodentia; Heteromyidae
Gene: B3galt2
Product: UDP-Gal:betaGlcNAc beta 1,3-galactosyltransferase, polypeptide 2
Exons: 2
Coding region: 599-1867 (422 amino acids)
Cellular component (GO): membrane
Molecular function (GO): N-acetyl-beta-D-glucosaminide beta-(1,3)-galactosyltransferase activity
Source: RefSeq, a predicted model, not a curated record